Molecule: messenger RNA, 1368 nt
Organism: Rosa chinensis
Lineage: Eukaryota; Viridiplantae; Streptophyta; Magnoliopsida; Rosales; Rosaceae
Exons: 8
Coding region: 1-1368 (455 amino acids)
Cellular component (GO): anaphase-promoting complex
Molecular function (GO): ADP binding
Source: RefSeq, a predicted model, not a curated record
AUGGUACGAGUCCAUUUCCAGAGCUUCAAUUCUUGUAAUUUUGAUUGGAAUAGUGCUCAGUUUCAUGUCUUGGUGAGACGCAUUCUUGAUAAGUUAAGGGCCGUAGAUAGUGGCAAUGGUGCCAUUGACAAUCUCAAUGAUGCCAUAGUGGAGGAGGAAGGAGAUAUUUCUGGCCUCGGACUUGAGAGGCUCUUGGCAAGGCUUAACCGGCUUUUAUCUGGUAAAGGAUAUUUGAUUGUGUUGGAUGAUGUGUGGCACAUUAGCGAAUUUUAUUCGGAUUUAGGUUGUACAUUUCAGGAUCGGUUAUCUUAUGGAUUGCCUAAGGGUAGUGGUGGUGCUGUUAUUGUCACCACUAGGAUACCAGAAGUUGCUGAACACAUGGUUGGCAGAAAUAACUUGAUUACUGUUGAGCCUUUGGACACAGAAAGCUGCUGGCGAAUAUUUAUGGAGACUAUCAAGGAUAAUAAGGAAGUUUUAAACAUUUCAACUCAUGAAACUUUGGAUAAGAUUAAAAAUGAAAUUAAGGACCAAUGUUACGGUCUACCAUUGGCUGCUAAGGAGCUCGCAGGAAUCAUUCCCAAACGGAUUCGUGAGAUAGAGUCCAACCGCUUCUUGAAGGAGAUGUACAUUCCUGAUGAAUUGCUUCAUGCUGAUUUGGAAGUCGAACCUGCUGUCCAUAUACCAAAAUUCCCAGUAUUGGUGUUUAUUGAUAUGAAAAAUAUGAACAAUAAACAGCUUGGAGAAAAACUCCUUGACAAAUUUCGCUAUCAUCUUAAUAAAAAGCAGGUUUUUGCUGUUUUAGAAGAGAAGUCUGAUACGAAGAAAAAAGUAAAGGCACAUGACCCUGAGAGGGUGCUAAAGGAUGUUUAUGGCACUUUAGAAAAGCUUAAGCGUAAAGGAUAUGGUUUUGCUGAUGAAAUUCAAAAGACGAUGACGGUUAUAAUUGUUGGUGGUGAUUCUGUGGCUAACUGGAUUUUGGGAGUUAUCUGUGAUCUGAAAUUGCCGGAGUUACCCUCCAUUGCUCCAAUUCCGCUGCAAACCAUUUCUCUUAUUGGUGGUAGCAUUUCAAGUUCCUUUGGAUGGGUAGGACAUUUCUCUUUUAGCAAGUUUGAAGAUAGAGAAAUGCAGUUCAUGGUUGCUCCUCUUCAUGCAGCAAUUAUAAUGCAAUUUCAAGAUCAGAAAAGCUGGACCUCCAAAGAUCUUGCAGCUGCAGUUGGGGUUCCAAUAGAUACACUUAAUCGGAGGAUCAAUUUUUGGAUAAGCAAGGGAAUUCUUGCAGAAUUACUUGGGGAAGAUACUGAUGACCAUAUGUUUACACUAAUGGAAGGGAUGAUUGGACUGCAACUUGGUGAGGCACUAGGGCUGUGA